CCGCCCCGCCGCAUCAUGGCGCGCUGGCUCCGCGACCGCCUGCUCUUCCGCAGCGCCAAGCCCGCGCCGCCGCAGCCGGACUACGCGGCGGGUCCGGAGCAGCCCGACCUGCUGGCCGCCUACCGCCUGCAGCGCGAGCGCGACUUCGAGGAUCCCUACGGCGGGGGCUCCGCGCCGCCCGCCGCCCGCCGCUGCCGGUCGCCCCGCCGCCGGCUCAUCCGGGUGGAGGCGGCGGCGGCGGAGAGGGCGCCCGCCGCCCCCGGGCUUGGGGACCCGCCGGGCCAGAAGGAGAGCCAGAUGGCAAUUCUUCAAGACUAUUCAGAUCCAUUUGAUACAAGGCAAGAAACUAGCAGUCAGAUGAGGGAGCAGGAAAGGGAGAAAAAUGAAGGCUACGUGGAACCAUUUGAAGCUCAGAAGCUCCUGGCUGAGGUUCAGAAGAAUGGGUCCAAGGAAGGACUUGCCAGCCAAAAGCCUCUGCAUUUGUACGACACUCCCUACGAAGCCCCUGAGAAUGAACCAGGCCCAGAUGUCCAGCCUUCUUCUGAGCCCCUUGUCCCCUGCCGCUACUCAUGGCUGCCAGAAGAUGAUGAGAGGCCUCCAGAGGAGUACGACCAGCCUUGGGAGUGGAAAAGGGAGCGGAUCUCCAGAGUCUUUGCUGUGGAGAUUGAAGGAAUCAAGGACCUGCCGUGGCCUCCACCUGUUGGACAGCUUGAUAGUUCGACUAACCACUCAGAACCGGAGAAACACCUCGUUCUCCAAAGAGGCUUAUCUGCAGAUGUCCCAACAGGCCUCCAGAAUGCCAACACCAGCACUCCCGACUCCCCAGCUCCAUCCGGCCUCCUGGAUGUCAGUAGCACAGGAACGGUGAAAAGCCACAUGCUGGAGUGCACAGAGGGAAAGAGCGCCCCCUGCUGGCUGAGCACAGAGGAAGGGACCGCUUUGGGUGAACACGUCAAUCCUGCUCUGCCGCUCGAGAGCCAAGCGUGGUAUCAUGGGACCUUGAGUCGGGUGGAUGCUGAGGGCCUUCUCCGACUUUGCCGGGAAGCAAGUUACCUGGUUCGAAACAGUGAGAGUAGCCACGAUGCCUUUUCCCUCUCUCUGAAGAGCAGUCAAGGCUUCCUUCACAUGAAACUCUUGCAGACAGAAGACAACAAGUUUGUCUUGGGCCAGCACAGCCCUCCCUUUGACAACAUCCCAGAGGUCAUCCACCACUAUGCCAGCCACAAGCUGCCCAUCAAGGGGGCUGAGCAUAUGUCAUUGCUUUACCCGGUCUCUACCCAGCCCUCCAAUUGCCUUUCUGCAGAGCAGUGACUUGCACUGAAGGACCCAAAAGCCAUGAGCUGGAGGUGUGUGUGAAAAUCCCAGGUUGGGUGGAUCAUUUGUGGUCUACAUGCCCUUAUUGAAUGGAGCAGGCAGGAUUCACAGUGAGGUUGGAAACUGUUCAUUGGUGAACCAGAGGCAGGGGUCUGCAGAUCGAAGAAUGGCUGUAUCCUCUUCUCCAUAUUUGCCAGCACAGCCCUAUCUUGCAUGUUGGACUCCAAAGCAUUCUUUAAGGGUGCCAGGUCAUCCUUCUCUGUGUAGGGAGUGGUCAGUUCUGAGACUGGCCUUGCAACUGUCAUCAAAUCCAGUCUCUUGCGCCAAUGCCCCUGCACCCUCACCCCCCAACUCCUGAAUUCCAUCUGCUUGGUGCUUAACCAUUCCUACCUCCUGGGUAGUCUAUUCUACUUCUUCAUGGCAGUAUAUGCGAUGGAGGCCUUGCAGAUCAAGUGUUUGUAGGGUCCAGUAUUGUGUCCAUCAACACUUCUUUGGAGGCAGCUUGAAUGUCUGAUGACAUCAAGAGAAGGGACCCAGAAAGGUGUAAAUCAGCUAAUGCCCCAAAUGCCUCUUUAUUUCACCUCUGACUUUGGAAAUGUCAUUCUUCAACCAACAGAGUUAUUUAUAUAUCUGUGUCACUCUUUAGAUCUUGGUCUAUUGCAACUUGAUGUCCAGCCAAGAAGCCCUGAUCAACAUAAAUGGAUUUAAUGAGCUACAGGAUUAGUUUUGAUGGGUUCCAUCCCAUGAUUUGGGGGGGGGGGGGUUGACAGAGUGCUACCCAGAUAGAGAAGGCUCUUCCAAUUCCUUGACUAAGAGAACAGAGCUCUCUUAGAUGUUUCACCUGACUCCCAGGAUUGAUGGAUUUCUGCUGCUGCUAAUUGGAGAGCAGAUGCAUUGAGAAGAUUGCUAUCUGGACUGAGGGCUAAUGGACUGAAAAACUAAACAGAAAGGAUUUAAAAAGAACAGCCAUAUCUCAGUGCUAAAACAUGUUUGGUGUGCAAAGGUUGCAGAUCUAAUUCCCAGGAACUUCCACUAGGAAAGAAUCAGGCUGCGCUAUAAUGUGGAAGACUUCUGCUGGAUUGCUGGAAAACUACUAUUGGUUGGAUCAAUAGUGUGGGCCAGGUGGAUGAAGAAGCGGCUUGCUAUGGAGAGUCUUUGCAUGUGGCUAGAAGCAGUUCUGUGUUAUGAAUUUACCCAGGAUACAUUGUGAAACCCUUAUUUGGUAAGAGUUGAGUUGUCUUUUUUUGGUUCCUUCAAGCAAAUAAUAAAAACACAAAAUGGCAUACUUGGA
Molecule: messenger RNA, 2605 nt
Organism: Candoia aspera
Lineage: Eukaryota; Metazoa; Chordata; Lepidosauria; Squamata; Candoiidae
Gene: SHF
Product: Src homology 2 domain containing F
Exons: 7
Coding region: 16-1311 (431 amino acids)
Molecular function (GO): phosphotyrosine residue binding
Source: RefSeq, a predicted model, not a curated record